Molecule: messenger RNA, 2348 nt
Organism: Microplitis demolitor
Lineage: Eukaryota; Metazoa; Arthropoda; Insecta; Hymenoptera; Braconidae
Gene: Rcd-1
Product: CCR4-NOT transcription complex subunit 9
Exons: 3
Coding region: 343-1269 (308 amino acids)
Biological process (GO): mRNA catabolic process; negative regulation of translation
Cellular component (GO): P-body; CCR4-NOT complex; CCR4-NOT core complex
Source: RefSeq, a predicted model, not a curated record
ACGAACUUUCGCUGGUCAUCUUAAGAGUAAAAUAAAAAAAUAUAUCACAAUUAUCCCAUCUAUUAAGUCACAUAUUCAUAACUUAUGACUUAACUUAAAAUUAUAUUAAUUGUUGUGUGUCGUGUAAGUGAGUUGUUAUUUAACAAAAUUUAAUAAUCAAAUUAACGUGAUUUUAUAACUAAAUACCGACAUUUCAAGGUUAUGAUAACUGAGAAUGUGAUUAAAUUUAACCCACAGACAUUGGACAUUAAUAAUAUAUAUACAUAUCAUAUCAUAAUUAAUUAAAAGUGCUCAAUAAAAAGUGUUGUAUUGUAUUUAUUUGAAAUAAAUACUGAGACAGAUAUGAGCUCACAACAGAGUCCAGCAACCAUGCAAACUAGUGUUGAUCGUGAAAAAGUUUAUACAUGGAUUAUCGAAUUAUCAAAUCCAGAGACACGUCAAAAUGCGUUGCUCGAAUUAAGUAAGAAACGUGAAGUCGUGCCAGAUUUAGCACCGAUGCUUUGGCAUUCCUUUGGCACAGCUGCGUCUUUAUUACAAGAAAUAAUAAAUAUUUACCCGGCAAUAAAUCCAGCAACGCUUACUGCACAUCAGAGUAAUAGAGUUUGUAAUGCACUAGCAUUAUUACAAUGUGUUGCUAGUCAUCCUGAAACACGUUCUGCAUUUUUACAGGCACAUGUACCUUUAUUUCUAUACCCAUUCUUACACACCGUCAGCAAAACACGUCCAUUUGAAUACUUGCGACUGACCAGUUUGGGUGUAAUCGGCGCACUUGUAAAAACUGAUGAACAAGAAGUCAUAACGUUUUUACUGACCACUGAAAUAAUUCCUCUGUGCUUGAGAAUAAUGGAGAGCGGAUCUGAAUUAAGUAAAACUGUUGCCACGUUUAUUUUACAGAAAAUACUCCUAGAUGACAGCGGCCUGUCUUACAUCUGUCAAACUUAUGAUAGAUUUAGUCACGUCGCUAUGAUUUUGGGUAAAAUGGUGCUUUCAUUAGCUAAAGAUCCGUCUGCGAGACUACUCAAGCAUGUUGUCAGAUGUUAUUUGAGACUUUCUGACAAUCCUAGAGCACUCUUGGCGUUACGUCAAUGCCUACCUGAUCAAUUACGUGACAAUACAUUCGCAACUUGUCUACAAGAAGAUAAAUCAACAAAACACUGGUUAAACCAAUUGCUUAAAAAUUUAGAAGCCGGUCCACCUUCACAAACUGGACCCACUCAACCUGGACAACCAGAUCCUAGGACAAUUGGUAUGUCACCUCUUACAUCAUAGUUUAUACGAUAAUUUUUGAUAAAUAAUAAUAAUUAUAUAACAAUAAUGAUAUCAAGUAGUAUAGUAAUAAUGAUAAACUAUAAAUUUUAUUUUUAAAUUUAUCAACUGAAGGACUAAAACUUGUAAAAAGAAAAAUAGCCGAAAGUACUUUUUAAAUUUUUAUUAAAGUUAAAUGUAUUCGAUAAAUAUAAACGAGCAAAUAGAGUUCAUAUGAUUAAAAAGAAAGAAAAAAUAUAAAAUGUUAAAAAAAUACAGCAGUUCGUUCAAUUAAACGUUCUAUUGAAUAAAAAGUGUAGCUUUGUAUUUAUAAUUUUGCUCGCAUGAUUUUAAAUUUCUUAUUUUUUUUUUUUUAUUUUACUUUUUUCUGGGGUAGUAAAUAAUGUAUUAAUUUUAUUUUAAUUUUCUUAUUGAGCUUGUCUAUAAUUGUUGUAUCACACAGUUAAAUUUAUUCUUUAAUUAAUUUAUAAUGUAAAUGAAAAAAAAUUACAUUAUGUGUGAUAUGACGUUUUGAACGAUAUAGCCAAGUAAUUAUAAAAUAAGUGCAGCGUGUUCCAUUUAAUAAAAAAAUCUGUAAAUAAAUUUAUUUGAAGCAUUUGUUGGUGACUAUUGCUUCGUUUAGUUUUAUAAAUUGCAUUAAUUAUUAAUUAUAAAUAAUAAUAAUUAUUAUUAUUAUUAUGAAUAUUGAAGUACAAGCUUAUUUAGCUAUUGAGUAGUUAAUUUCAUUUUCAUCUACAAUGUAUAGAAAAAUAUAAUUAUAUAUAACUUUUAUAAUUAUAAAUAAAAAGGAUAAUUGAAAAAAAAAAGAAAUAUAGAAUGAGUUAAAUUUAUAAAGACUUGUAAUUAAGAAUAUUUUUUACAUUUUUGUGUUUGAUUCCAAGUAAAAGUAAAUGAAAAGUCUUAAAAGUGUUUUAUUUUUUAAAAUAAAUAAUUUUUAAGUUUCUUAUAAAGUAAUAAUUUAAUCUCUCAUCGAAUUUAAAAAAACUACUAAUUAACAGUUUCAGUUUUAUCACCUAUAGGAUUUAUUUUUAAAAAAAUUUAUUUUUUUUUAUUUAAAAAAUAAUCAAUAAAAUUUAUCGAAC